GUAGAGACGAGGAUUUGCUGUGUUGCCCAGGUUGGUCUCAAACUCCUGGGCUCGAGUGAUCCACCCACCUUGGCCUCCCAAAGUGCUGGAAUUACAGGCAUGAGCCACCAGGCCUGGCCUGCUUCAAAGAAAAUAAAAAAAAGACAAUGUGUUCAUAGAUAGGCACAUAUAUUGUUAUGAGGUUAAUGAAAGAAAUGAUUAAAUUGUUUCUCAUCCAAGUUUAAACUUUAAAAAGAAUUUGGAUUACUACAUAAUUCUUUAAAAAAGAACCAUAAACUGUAUACAAUUUUUUUAAAAAAGACUUUAGGUAAUUUUUAAAAUUUGGAUAAUUUCAAUAUAAUUGAUUUAUUUUCUAAAAAUCUGUAUAUUUUAUUUUACUCAUUUAAAAAUGUUGUCCUGAGAAGGUUUCAUAGGAUUCACUAGAUUCUCCGAAGUUUCAUCGCACAAAAAUGAUUCAGAAACAUUAUUCUAGUUGCUGGAAAUAAAGUAGCAAACAAGUCAGAUACGGUCCGGGCUUCCACAGAACUUACCUCGGGGGAUGAGGAAAGAGGAAGAUGACAAACAAUAAACAAAGAAUCAGCAGAUUUCUAGGUAGUCAUAGGGCUAUGUAUACAACUCAUGUGUGUGUGUGUGUGUGUGUGUGUGUGUGUGUGCCUGUAUGUGUUUCCUAUACUAUAUAUGAGAGUAGGAGCAAUAAGAGAGAAACCAUAUCAUGUACAGCAUGUAGACUAGGGUAAUAAGUUUCAGUUUUCUUCUAAUUACAUUGUGUGUUCAUCAAAGAUUUUUUUAAAUUGUGAUAAAAUACAUAUAAUGUGAAAUUUACCAUCUUAAUCAUUUUAAGGGUACAGUUCGGUGGCAUUAAGUACAUUUACAUUGUUGUGUGACUGUUGCCACCAUCCAUCCACAAAACUCUUUCAUCUUGCAGGACUAAAGCUUUAUACCCAUUAACCAAUAACCCCUUCCUUUCCCCAACAUUGGAGCAGUGACAAGACGUGUUUUACAUUUUAAAAGCAUGACUUCAUUUAAAAAACGUGAAGACAAUGUUGCUAGGCAAGAAUAGAACCACCAACAGGAAACCAGUUAGGAAAUACGGCAGAUGAGAGGUGACAGUGGAUGAACUAUGGUGUUGGCAGAAAAGGAGUUUGAAGUGGACUUUGGCAGUAAAUCAGACAGGAUUAGAUGAUGGGCUGGAACAAGUAUGGAGGAGGACUUGGGUUCUGUUUCGGACAUGGUAAGUCUGAGUUGUGUCUUUGCCAUCCAAGUGGAAGUGCCUAACAGUUGGGUAGACAAGUCAGAGUUCAGGAAAAACACCAGAAUAUAUUGUGGAGUCCUGGGCAAAUGAGUGGUAUUUGAAGCAAUGGGAACGGAUGAGAUAAUCCAGGAAGAUAAUAUAGAUAAAGAACAAGCCCGGGAAUAAUCUCUGGGGCAUUGUCAUCGUUUAGAGGUCAGGUUGAGAAGAAGAGAACUUUAUGAGUGGCUUGUCCAAUCUUACUUAGAGAACUUAGUGUUGUAGGAACUUGGAUCUUGGCUCAGACAAACAGACAAAGCUACCAGUUGAAAAUUCCAUCAGGCUGGUCUUAGCCAGGUUAUACUGGGUCUGGCCAUGAGAGAGGGGUAAUCUCAUCUUCUAAUUUAUAUUUACACCUAGGACAUCUAAGAUGGUGCUGGGAUGGGGGAGGCAAGACAGCGCCAAAGAGAAAUUGUUCUCUAUUAUUUUAUUCUUUAUAAUUUCAACUUGUAUUUUAGAUUCAGGAGGUACAUGUGCAUGUUCGUUACACUGGUAUGUUGCAUGAUGCUGUGGUCUGGGGUGUGACUGAUCCUGCCACCCAGUUAGUGAGAAUAGUACCCAAAAGGAGACCUGUUCUGAUGAUGUGUGUGGUCCUCACCACACUGCCCUGCCUCACCUUUUCCAUAGCAGUGACUGAGGUUCAAAAGAGCAUUAAUGGGUCCGCUGAUGUCUUACCUGAUAUGUUACCUGACCUGCCCGUAUCUCUGGUUCUGUUAUCCCUGAUCAUGGUUGAUAUUAUUGAAAAACUCAGGAUAUAUCCUCUUAGAGGGAGUCAAAAGAGUAGUGAAAAUGGACACAUCCAUUCAACCUCUUUGCAACACAUAAAAACUGUGACGGAGCAAGUGAGGCAAAGUCCAGAAAACGCUGCAUCUCCCCAGGCAACCAACAGCACCCAGGUGUCGCAGCCAUCAGGAGCCAUGACACGGAGCCAGGAGUCUGUGUUCAUGGGACCCCAGGAGCCCUCCUGUGACUCCGGAAUCCUGAGAAUGAUGUCCCGGCGAGAUGUCCGGGCAGAGUUAUUCUUAUGGAGCUUUCUCCUGUGGUCUGACACGAUAGAAAUGGUGCGUGUGGCUGGUCACCCCAACGUGUACAAGUCAAGCUGGCUAUACCCAGUCUACAUAUUCAGUUUUAUUUCUCUCCUUCGAAUUACAUUCACUCCCCAAAACCCUCUUCUCAAUUCCCUGAGCGUCCUGCUGCAAGAUUUACCAUUCGUUUUUGUUAGACUUGGUUUAAUCAUUGCCCUGGGGACUAUCACACCCGUACUGGGCCUGUGUAAAAAUAUCCUCGUGACUCUCUCUUACAUUUACUUCAAUUACCUAACCAGAAUCAGGAUUUUUUCUGCCUUUGAAAUGUCUCCAUUUUAAAAAGGAAAUGGGAUCUAGUAAGGCCUCUUUGUGAUACCUGUGUGCACAUUUGUAAUCCUUCUUUUUUUCUUGGGGCGUAGGUGUUUGCACUAUAAAGGAAAUGACUAGAUUGUAGAGAAUAAGCCAUUUUUACUAACUCUAGCAUAUCAGUUUUUUUUUUUACAUAUACAAAUGGUGCUAAAUUUAAGUAAAGUAAUAUUCUUAUAAGUUGGCUCUCAGGUAUUUCUAGAAAAUGUUAGCAGCUAAUUUUAGUUAGUUAUGUAUACUGAGGUCCCCAACCCCUGGACCAUGGUCCCAGUACUGGUCCGUGAUCUGUUAGCAAGCAGACCGCACAGCACGUGGUGAACCUCAAACUGAGCGUUCCCGCCUGCAUUCCGCCUCCUGUCAGAUCAGCAGCAGCAUUAGAUCCUCAUAGGAGCCCAAACCCUAUUGUGAACUGCGUAUGCAAGGGAUCUAGCUUUCGCUCUUUAAGAAAAUCUAAUACCUGAUGAUCUGAGGUGGGACAGUUUCAUCCCAGAACCCAACCCCACCCCCAACCCUGGCUGUGGAAAAAUUGUCUUCCACAAAACUAGUCCCUGGUGCCAAAAAGGUUGGGGACCACUGAUGUAUACCACGCUUUUUCUAAGAAUACUCUUCAACGGAGCCCUUUAAAAAACUAAGAACCUUUUCCAUCAAGUUAGCCCAAGAAUAAGAUUUUUAUCUUUUAUAUAGAUAGCAUUAUAUGAAUUGAUUGAUUAAAUUUAGUUUUAAAAAACACACUUGAAAUUAUUGAAUAAUUUUUAGGUUAUACUUUUUUUUUUUUUUUUGAGACGAUGUCUCGCUCUUGUCCCCUAGGCUGGAGUGCGAUGGCGCGUUCUCAGCUCACUGCAACCUGUAUCUCCCGGGUUCAAGCGAUUCUCCUGCCUCAGCCUCCCAAGUAGCUGGGAAUACAGGCACCUGCCACCACGCUGGCUAAUUUUUGUAUUUUUAGUAGAGACGAGGUUUCACCAUGUUGGCCAGGCUGGUCUCAAACUCCUGACCUCAGGUGAUCUGCCCACCUCGGCCUUCCAAAGUGCUGGGAUUACAGGUGUGAGCCACCACGCCCGGCUGGAUUAUACUUUUUAAAAAUUUGAAAAUUGUAGUUUUAGGGGUUCCUUCAAAGGUGGAAUUAUAUUCUUUAUUCCAUUGUGGCAAGGGACUUUUAUUCAAUAAAUUGAUUUCAGCAUAAAAAGCAAUUCACUUUAACAGAUAUUUGGCUCAGUUUAAGGCUUAGCUGUAUUGCCAGUACUGAAGUACUAAUAUGAGUGUUGUUUAGUAUAAUGAAGUCAAGGUACAUCAGUAAUACCAAGAUAAAGUUUCAUAAUAAAAAGCCAUAAAGUGAAGACAGAGAUUUCAAAGUAAAAGAAUAUUUUAUUUGUGGAAUUUGAUACUUUGAUAAAUAAUCAAAGUACAAGCCCUGUUUAAAAUUAAAAGUUCGGCUUACAAAUAUAAUAGCCAAUGUAUCAGUGUCUUAUGUGAUACUAUAUCAUGGAUAUAUUGAUGUUAUAAAAUAAUUAGAUACAGAGUCAUGCAACUUGCUUUCACCCUGUUGGGACACUCUGAACAGUCAGCACUGUUCAUUUGAUAGUAAUUUUCAGAUGCUAGAGAGAUUUGUGAGAGGCUGAUAAUGCAAGAGUAAUGAUUUAUGUAGCCAGUUUCUUCAAUGAUCUGUGAUAACAAAUCAUUAAGAAUGAGACAUAUGGCUUAAGAAUGAAGCUUAAGAAUUUGACAUAUGGCCGGCUGUGGUGGCUCACACGUGUAAUCCCAGCACUUUGGGAGGUUGAGGCAGGUAGAUCACUGGAGUCCAGGAGUCUGAGACCAGCCUGGGCAACAUGGAGAGAUUCUACCUCUACAAAAAAUACAAAAAUUAGCUGGGCAUGGUGAUCUGCAACUAUAGUCCCAGCUACUUAGGAGGCUGGGGCAGGAAGAUUGCUUGAGCCCAGGAGGUCAAGGCUACAGUGAGCUAUGAUCAUGCCACUGCACUCCAGACUGGGCAACAGAGUGACACCCAUCUAAAAAAAAUAAAAGAGAAUUUGACGUUGUGUUAUUCUACGCUCCACCAAAUACCUCUCCCCUUGCCACCCUGUCUCCCUUUCCCUCUGUUUUAGGAUUUUUCUCACACUGUAAAAGAAGAUUUACUCACAGUUGUUAAAAGCUUGCCUUCCAGCUUUCUAAUUUGAGGUAGGUUCUAUAACCUCUGUGGGUCCCCGUUUCCACAUGUAAAAGAUGAACAUAAUACUAGUACUACAUUAAUAGGGUUAGGAGGGUUAAAGGGUAAAGAGUCCUUUGAGCACAUUUUCUGGCAAACCAUAAUAACUUGAUAAAUGCUAAGCAUUGGAACGGGUACCAAGUCUCCAAGAAACAAGUAUCUCAAUGCAGUUUUAGAAAUUUCCUGUUUUAUUCUUUUCUGUGGCCCUGCUCACCCUCUGGGAAUAAUCAUUUCAACUUUGCAUUUGUGAAAAAUAAUACAUACAAUCUUAAGGUUACUUCAGACUAUACUUUUUCAUCGAGGAGUAUUGUAUUCAAAAGUGAUCGAUCUGCUGAAUAUAUAAAUUAAAAUGGACACAAGCCUUCAUUCAUCAGACAUUUGAGUGUCUGUCCUCUGAGUUCCCAUAGAAUCUGAAUUACACCACUUUAUUCACACUUACAUUAUGUGUUUACUUUUCUGAGUGUCCUAUUAAUCUUUAUUCCUUAAAGGAAAGCCUGAGGGCAUCUUGUUUAACAAUGCAUCUCUCUCUUCAUCAAUCAACGCUGCAGGUGCUUACAAGACUUAUAACUUAAAAAAAUUAUAAUACAAGGCUCAGCGCAGUGCCUCAAGUGCCAACAGUUUCGGAGGCCUUGGCAGGCGGAUCACUUGAGGCCAAGAGUUCGAGACUAGCCUGGCCAACAUGGUGAAACACCGUCUGUACUAAAAAUACAAAAAUUAGCUGGGUGUGGUGGCACGCGCCUGUAGUCUCAGCUACUUGGGAGGCUGAGGCAGGAGAAUCACUUGAACCUGGGAGGCAGAGGUUGCAAUGAGCUGAGAUUGCGCCAUUGCACACCAGCCUGGGUGACAAGAGUCUCAAAAAAAAAAUUAUAAUACAAGUAAUUACUUUCGAAUUCUGCCAUGGGUAUCUUUUUAUUAUUAAGAAAAGCCUGUCAUCAAGGGAUUCAUUUAUGAUAUUCCUAAAUAUGAAAAUAUUUUGUGUAAGUAUAUAUUUAUCUCCAUAUUAGAACUUAGCAACAGUGCUCAGAUAAACUCAAAAGUAUUACUUGAGUUUAGAAUGCAUUUUGUAUCUAAUAUUUUAAUAUGAAUGUGCCUGAUAUUUUCGGAAGUCACAACACUAUACAAAUAAUGAAGGCAUGUACAGAAGAUUAUGUGUAGGAGGAAAAUUGAGUAGCUAAUUUAAUUUCAUUUAAUAUUUUACUUAGAGUGUAUACAUGUUUAUAGACUGCAAGUCUAUGGGAUUUAAUAGAUAUUACAGCAAAUUACACUGCGAAAACAUUGAUAGUUCUACACUGUAAUUAAAUGUUAUAUAUAUUAUUAAAAUUAUUAGGUUGGUGCAAAAGUAAUUGAGGUUUUUGCCAUUGAAAGUGGUGGUGCAUGCCUGUAAUCCCAGCUACUCGGGAGGCUGAAUCAGAAUUGCUUGAACCCGGAGGGCAGAGGUUGCAGUGAGCUGAGAUCUCGCCACUAUGCUCCAGCCUGGGCAACAGAUUGAGACUCUGUCUCAAAAAAAAAAAAAAGUCAAGUACAGUUAGUUAAAGGAAUGUGCAUUUAAAAAUUAAUCUAUGAUUAGGCUAUUAAUAUAUAGUCUAAUAAUUUUAUUGCAUUAUAAUUAUAAAGUAGUUUUAUAAUUUUAUAAAAUUUUAUUGAUGCUGUAAUUUUUAUAAAAUUUUAUUUAUUUUAUAAUUUUACAAAAAAUUCUAAUACCUGUAAUACACUUUUUAGUGCCUUUUCUUUCUAAAAGUUAAUGUUUGAAAUUACAAUGUGUAAAUGUUAUCUCGUCUUGUUUUUCUUAUUAGGGCCCCAUUUCACUGAAUGACAAUUGCAAUGAGGCAUAGGAAAGAAAAGGGAAAUGAAAUUGCUUGCUGAAGUCCUACUAUGUUCUGGGCACUAUGCUGUUUGCCUAAUACAUAAUUGCCUUGUGCUGUGUACCUUGGAGCAGGGCCUUACAUAGUGAAUAUAUCAAUAGUUGUUCACAAAAAGAGCAAUAUACCACUUAGAAGCUACAAAACUUAAAAAUGGCUACUUAUACUCCAUAGAAGAUAUAGUAAAUAAUAGAAGAAAAAAAUGAAAUGGCUAAAGACAUUUUGUUUUACAAUGGGGCUGUUUUUACAUGUUAAUUAAAAUUCUAUGUUUAAACAAA
This is a messenger RNA of Homo sapiens (human), 7016 nucleotides long. It is a transcript of the gene TMEM236, whose product is annotated as transmembrane protein 236. The transcript is spliced from 4 exons. The coding region runs from base 1783 to 2652 and encodes 289 amino acids. The record is from RefSeq and is a predicted model, not a curated record. Gene Ontology annotation, cellular component: membrane. Lineage: Eukaryota; Metazoa; Chordata; Mammalia; Primates; Hominidae.